AUGGCUCAACUCAAUCUCAGAAAGGUAAUACUGUUCUCUGGUGUGUUAUUCCUUUCUGUUUCUAUUUGCUUCAGUGCUUUUUUGGAACUUCAACAUCAAACCACACACUUGUCUAGUACAAGAAGACUGUUGGGUGCAGAAAAAGAAGAGCAUGAGAAGCCUUUGAAAAAGAAAACCACCACCCAAUCCACCAAAAAUCAGACCAAGCUUAUCAAAUCCACAGCUCCCUCUUCAAAGAACCAAACAAAAACCCUCAAAUCCGACAACAUUUCCUCCAAAAUCCAAACCAAAACCCUCAAAUCCAAUAUCCUUUCCUCCAAAAACCAAACCAAAACCACCAAGGCCAGCAACAUUUCUACCAAAAACCAAACCAAGUCACUCAAGGUUAGCUCCACCAAUUCAACUUCCAAAACCAAACCCACCACCGACACUGCCCUCAAGAAACUCAAUAACUCCACCUCCACAAAGAUCAAGAAGCUCAACGUCACUUCAAAAUCCCCAACAUCAAAACCCAGCACCGUUUCCAUUUCAAAAGCAUUGGAUCUCGCGAAAGCAAGUGACAAAACGACAAAAGCCACCGCCACAAAAGACAACAACAAGAAGCAACAAGCUAAAACAACAAACGCAGAUCAAACUCACGAGGCAACAAACAAGAAACAAAAUACUCCACUGCAACAAACUCCACUGCAACAAACCAAGAAGAAAUCAACGAAACAAGCAGCACCGAGUUGGAUUCUGGACGAGGAAGAAGAGGAAGAUAAUUUGGUUUCAGCGUUCACAGAUCUACCGAACAAGUUCCACCAAACACUCCUCCCCGACCUCGAACGAAUCUCAACCACUUCCAAAGCCUACAUCACGAAAGCCAAUAAUGAAAUGACGAAAGGCUUCAAACCCUACGUUGGAAAAAAAUAUGCAGCCACCGUCUCCACUGUUAUCUCAUGCUUUUUCAUUUUGAUCCCUUUGCUCUUAGUUUCGCUCCUCUGCACAAGAAUCAAACCCUAUUUCUCCCUCCAGAAAAUCUUGAUCUUCAUCCAAGUGUACCUCUCUAUCUACUUCACCCUUCUCUGCGUUACAUCGUUGUUCACUGGUCUCGAGCCACUCAAGUUUCUAUACACCACUUCGCGGUCCACGUAUCUGUGCCUGCAGGUGCUGCAAACUCUCGCUUACGUCUUCUAUCUGCUGCUCCUCCUCAUGUACCUCGUGCUUGUGUUCUCGACGGAGUGUGGGCUGGGCUCGAAGUUCUUGGGCCUCGCCCAGAUCUUUCUGGGCUAUGCCGUUGGGCUGCAUUACUACGUGACGGUGUUCCACAGGGUGGUGUUGCAGCAACCGCCCAAGACCAAUUGGAAGAUCCACGGGAUUUACGCCACGUGUUUUCUCCUCGUUUGCGUGCUUGCCACAGCUGAUAGAAGGAAAAAGACUUACGUGGAAGACGGUGGAGGAGAAGGCAAGAAAAAUUAA
Messenger RNA from Sphenostylis stenocarpa, 1458 nucleotides. The record is from the annotation of a GenBank genome assembly. NCBI's taxonomy places the organism in Eukaryota, Viridiplantae, Streptophyta, Magnoliopsida, Fabales, Fabaceae.